Molecule: messenger RNA, 3426 nt
Organism: Rhineura floridana
Lineage: Eukaryota; Metazoa; Chordata; Lepidosauria; Squamata; Rhineuridae
Product: cytochrome P450 2C18-like
Exons: 9
Coding region: 38-1522 (494 amino acids)
Biological process (GO): xenobiotic metabolic process
Cellular component (GO): intracellular membrane-bounded organelle; cytoplasm
Molecular function (GO): iron ion binding; oxidoreductase activity, acting on paired donors, with incorporation or reduction of molecular oxygen, reduced flavin or flavoprotein as one donor, and incorporation of one atom of oxygen; heme binding
Source: RefSeq, a predicted model, not a curated record
CAGCCCAGAGAAGCUGCGCUCACGGGUGGCCGCUGCUAUGGAGCCUCUGGGAACAGCAACCAUUUUCCUGGCAAUCUGCUUCUCCUGCCUUGUCUUCUUUGUGAUCAGGCGCAGCAGGCCAGGGGAUAAGAAGCUGCCCCCUGGCCCAGUUCCUCUGCCCAUUAUAGGGAAUGCUCUGCAGUUGAAGAUGAACAGCUUGCCUCAGACUCUCCACAAGCUCAGUGAAAAGUACGGCCCUGUCUUCACGCUGUAUUUUGGAGCGGAACGUGUCGUGGCUCUGUACGGCUAUGAAGCAGUCAAAGAAGCCCUAAUUGACCACGCAGAUGAAUUUGCUGCAAGGGGAAGCCUGCCAUUUUUUGAAAAAAUCAAUAAGGGGCAAGGAAUUAUAUUCAGCAAUGGGGAGAAAUGGAAAGAGAUCAGGCGUUUUGUCCUCACCACCCUGCGCAAUUAUGGAAUGGGAAAGAAAAGCAUUGAGGAGAGGAUCCAGGAGGAAGGCCAGAGGUUGCUGGAAAAGCUCCGAGAUACCCAGGAAAAGCCCUUUGAUCCAACGUUUCUGCUCAGCUGUGCUCUCUCCAAUAUCAUCUGUGCCAUUAUCUUUGGGAAGCGAUUCGAAUAUGACAACAAGAGGUUUAUGUAUGCUAUGGACUUAUUCAAUUACAACUUCAAGGUUCUGAGCUCUGCUUGGGGACAGCUCUACACUCUCUUCCCCUCUUUCAUGGACUUCAUUCCUGGGCCUCACCACAGAGCGAUAAAAAAUAUGGCCAGCAUAAAAGAGUUUGUUUUAGAGGAGAUUGAGGAGCACAGAGCAACUCUGGACCCCAAUGGACUUCGGGAUUUUAUUGACUGCUUCCUUAUUAAGAUGGACCAGGAAAAACAUAAUGGCGGCUCUGUGUUCACUGUCGACAACUUGGCUAUAACCACUUCUAACUUGUUUGCAGCAGGAACAGAGACUACCAGUACCACAUUGAGAUAUGGGUUAUUGAUCCUCCUUAAACAUUCAGAGGUACAAGAGAAAGUGCAUGAAGAAAUAGAGCGAGUGGUUGGCCGAACACGAAGUCCUUGCAUGGCCGAUCGUGGACAGAUGCCUUACACAGAUGCUGUCAUCCACGAGAUCCAGAGAUUCAUCUCUCUGAUCCCACUGAAUGUUCCACAUGCAGUGGUCAAAGAUACCCCAUUCAGAGACUAUGUCAUCCCAAAGGGCACCACCAUCUAUCCUAUUCUGAGCUCCGUGCUUCAUGACGACACAGAAUUUCCAAACCCCAAAGAAUUUGACCCACAACAUUUCUUGCACAAAGAUGGCACCUUCAGGAAGAGCAACUUCUUCAUGCCGUUCUCAGCAGGUAAGCGCAUCUGUGCGGGAGAAGGUUUGGCUCGCAUGACGCUCUUCUUGUUCCUCACCACCAUAUUGCAGAACUUCAUGCUGAAGCCCCUCACUCACCCCAAGGACAUCGAUCUCACACCCCAGCUGAGCAGCCUUGGCAAUGUACCCCAGUCCUAUCGGCUCUGUGUUGUCCCUCGCUGAGAAGGGUGCAGGACUGGGGCGAGCUGGACACGUGUCCUGGGCAUGGAGUUCAGUGGCUAAGCAUUUAUUGACUGUACUGUCUAUAGGGAGCUAGUGUAAAACAAAAACAAAAACUGGUCAUUUAAUUUCCUUUUUUAAAAUCAACAGGUUAUUUGGGUACCAGCUACAAAAUGAUUUUCCACUAAUUACCUUUAAAGUACCUUUCCUUUUCAGUUUGAUGCCAUUUCCCUAGAUCAAAAUCCGGGAUCAUGCCUUUACUUUGAAGCAAUAUUGCCUAGUAUUGCAAACAGAUACUAGAAAUGCUAUACAUGAUGAGGAUGAUGAAUGAGAAAUGAUGAUGAUGAAUUGGAAAAAGGUGAAUGGGUAUUUUUUUUAUUUUUAGCAUUUCUUUAUUAUUUUCAAUGACAAUGUUGCAAUCAUGGUGUCUAGAAUUGGUGCAGGAGAAUCCUGGCAGCAAUGCUGCAAAUUACUGAGAGGUACAUGGGAGCAUAGAAAGCUGCCUUAUACUGAAUCAGGCCAUUGUCCCAUUUAGCACAGCAUUGUCUGCAUUGACUGGCAACAGCCCUGCAGGGCUUUAGACACAGAGUCUUUCCUUGCCCAACAUGGCAAUCUCUGUACACACUUUCCUCUAAAAUACACAUUUUUGAAUGCCUUGUCCAUUCAGAUGUUCAUGACUGAACACAUGCAGAACUGAUAUAGAACAGGAGGAGGCUGAUCCAUCCAUCUUGAAAAGGCUGUUGUUUUAGCAAGCAUUUAAAGACAUGACGAAGUUUGAACUUGGGGCCUUCUGCACCCAAAGCAGAUGCUCUACCACUGAGCUACGGCCCUUUCCAUGGACUUUGCUGGGAAAGUCUCUGGGGUCUGUAACACUGCUCAGUUUUGCAAUCCUGCACAAGCCACACCACUUAGCAACGCUGAAAAACCUCCAAGGAGAUAGCUCCAGCUCCAUUUUAUAUAAGCUUUGUUUAUUCAAACGGAUGCUUCAUGUGUAUCCCUCCCCCCACACACACACACAGUUUUAGGCUGCAAUCUUAUGCGGGUAUAGCCGGGAAUAAAUUUGAUCUCAGUGGGACUUACUUCUGAGUAUGCAUGUAUAAAGUUGCACUGUUAAUUGUUUUUCUGAUGAUUUAGUCCUGCUUUAUUGUCUUGGUGGUUUAAAACCUGAUUUUUUGAAAAUGUUUGUUUUUAUAUAUUUAUGCGCUGCUUUGAAUCCAUUGUUAAAAAGGAGGGGAAAAUGAAUGGUACUGUGAUGUCCCUGUAUAUAUAUGACUGUAAAUAUGGUAAGUGCACGGUAGUAGUGUUAACUUUCCAUGGGAAGGGCUAGUUUUUUCAUAGGAGUAGAUUUGUUCCUCCACGUAGUCCAUUAGAAGAAUCACUGGAGGAGGGUGUCUUGUUUUCCCCGAGACGGAUGUCAAAUUCUCUAUAAAAGAGAUCACCAAUCCUGUGCCCUCCAGAUGUUGCCAGACUGCAACUCCCAUCAUCCAUGACCAUUGACCAUGCUGGCUGGUGCUGAUGGGAGAUGGAGUCCAAGAACAUCUCAAGGGUACCCCAUUGUCUACCCUAUACCUUCACCUCUCACCUGUUCAACGGUACCUCUUCUGUCCAUCUUGGCAAACUGAUUCAGGAGAAGAAACUUUGUGAACAGGACCAGGAAUGGGGCAUUAUUCUCUAAGAUUCUUCAGGUCCAGGAGGGAUUUUUAUUAGUAACGCUUGUAAAUUAAUUUAUUUUAUGCUUCCAUAGGUUUCAUUUGGUUUCUUUAACAUUAUGGCAGGUUGUGCACAUAAUGCUUAAUUAUCAAGUGCAUGAAUGAGUUAUGACAACUACACAAGGCCAUAGUACUACACAGUCUCGUACCAAAAGGCAGCAGUUGAUCAACUCUCAAUAAAGUGGCUUGAAUAGUUAA